AUGGCUCUACCUACCUCGAAGCAUCUGGCUGAAAAUUUCAUUUUUCUUCUGUUUGUAAUUGCUUCUGUAAGCACAGAAGAAGCAGCUGUUGCAUGUCCUGACAAGGAUCCUGAGUUAGAAAACUGGAACCCAGGUCACAACGAAGAAAACCGCGUUGAAAUCCGUAAUGGCAGGAAGCUCCUUCUCUCUUCUUCUGCGACUGUCCACUCUAUCCACAUCACUGAUGGAGGAAAACUGGUCAUUAAAGACGAUGUGCAGCCUAUCAUUUUGCGUACUAGACAUAUACUCAUUGAAAAUGAUGGAGAGUUACAUAUUGGCAGUGAGAUGUGCCCUUACCAAAGCAAUGUGGUUAUCAUCUUAUAUGGGCGAGCGGAUGACAGCAGCCAGCCGAAUCCCUACUUUGGGCAGAAGUAUCUUGGAGUAAGUAAGGGUGGCACUCUUGAGAUCCACGGAAAGAAAAAACUGUCCUGGGCUUUCUUAAACAAGACUCUUCAUCCUGGUGGCAUGGAGGAAGGUGGAUAUUACUUUGAAAGGAGCUGGGGCCAUCGGGGUGUCAUUGUCCAUAUUAUUGACCCAAAGACGGGGGCAGUUGUCCAUUCAGAUCGGUUUGAUACCUACAGAGCAAAAGAGGAAAGCGUACGUCUUGCCCAGUAUUUGGGCAGAGUUGCGAAUGGCAUGAUCCUGUCAGUAGCAGUGAACGAUGAAGGAUCUAGAAACUUGGAUGACUCGGCGAGGAAAGCAAUGACCAAACUGGGCAGCAAGCAUUUCCUCCACCUUGGGUUUAGGCACCCAUGGAGUUUUAUUACUGUUAAGGGAAAUCCCUCCUCUUCUGUUGAAGACCACAUUGAAUAUCAAGGUCACAAAGGGUCAGCUGUGGCCAAAGUAUUCAAACUAUUCAAAGCCGAGAAUGGAGAACAUUUUAACGUCUCUUCGACUAGUGAGUGGGUUCAAGAUGUAGACUGGACAGAGUGGUUUGAGAAGCCUGAUAAAGCGAGAUCUAAGGACAUGGAGAAGCUUUCUGACUUCAAAGCUGCGCAUCCUGAUAAAAUCUGUAGGCAACCCAUUGACAUCCAGGCAAUGACACUUGAUGGAGUUAAUUUAACAACUGAGGUUUUCUACAAGAGUGGCCAAGAUUACAGGUUUCUGUGCCACGGCAAGGACCAGACGGGCGAGGGCUGUCAGAACUACAGAGUACGGUUCCUGUGUGGCAGAUCUGUUAAACCGAAGCUUACGGUAACCAUUGACACUAAUGUGAACACUACAGUCCUGAAUCUGGAGGAUGACGUGAGCUCAUGGAAACCCGGAGACAGACUGGUGGUUGCAAGCACUGACUACUCCAUGUACCAGGCGGAGGAGUUCCAAGUACUGCCAUGCAGAGCCUGCAAACCCACCCAGGUCAAGGUAGCAGGGAAAGCAACAUACCUCCACGUUGGCGAAGUCAUUGAUGGUGUUGACAUGCGGGCAGAAGUGGGACUGCUGAGCCGCAACGUCGUGGUGAUGGGCGAGAUGGAGGGGCGGUGCUAUGAGUACAGCAGCAAGUUAUGCUCCUUCUUUGAUUUUGACACCUUUGGGGGACACAUCAAGAUUGGCCUUGAUUUUAAGGCUACCCAUAUUGAAGGUCUAGAACUGAAAUAUAUGGGCCAGCAGACAAUGGGUCAUUACCCAAUUCAUUUCCAUAUGGCUGGAGAUGUGGAUGAGAAAGGAGGCUACAACCCCCCAACGUACGUGAAGGAUGUCUCUAUCCACCAUACGUUCUCCCGCUGUGUCACCGUUCAUGGAUCCAAUGGUUUACUGGUGAAGGAUGUUGUGGGUUAUGAUGCACUGGGCCAUUGCUUCUUUACGGAGGAUGGCCCAGAAGAGCGCAACACAUUUGAUCACUGCCUUGGACUGCUUGUUAAACCUAGCACUCUGCUCCCCUCCGACCGAGACAGCAGGAUGUGCAAGCUCAUCACGGAGGGCGCUUACCCGGGGUACGUCCCUAAACCCAGGCAGGACUGUAGCGCCGUAUCCACCUUCUGGAUAGCCAACCCACACAACAACCUUAUAAACUGUGCAGCUGCGGGAUCUGAAGAAACAGGCUUUUGGUUUGUUCUGCACCAUGUGCCGACGGGGCCCUCAGCGGGCAUGUAUUCCCCCGGCUACUCGGAGCACGUGCCGAUGGGGAAAUUCUCCAACAACCGCGCGCAUUCCAACUACCGGGCAGGAAUGAUCAUUGAUAAUGGCGUUAAAACCACUCCAGCCUCUGCGAAGGACAAAAGACCUAUCCUGACACUGAUUUCUGGGAGAUACAGCCCACACAAAGAUGCUGAUCCUUUGAAGCCCAGGGAACCUGCAAUAAUUGAGCGCUUUAUUGCCUACAAGAAUCAGGAUCACGGGGCCUGGCUGCGGGGUGGAGAUGUGUGGCUGGACAACUGCCAGUUUGCUGACAAUGGCAUUGGCCUGACCUUGGCCAGCGGUGGCACUUUCCCUCAUGAUGAUGGCUCAAAGCAAGAAAUCAAGAACAGCCUGUUUGUUGGUGAGAGUGGAAACCUGGGCACUGAGACGAUGGACAACGAGAUCUGGGGACCUGGAGGUCUCGAUCACAGAGGAAGGACCCUGCCCAUCGGCCCGGAUUUUCCCAUUCGAGGGAUUCAGUUCUACGACGGACCGAUCAAUGUCCAGAACUGCACCUUCCGCAAGUUUGCUGCACUGGACGGCAGGCACACGAGUGCUCUGGCCUUCCGGCUCAAUAACGCCUGGCAGAGCUGCCCCAAGAACAAUGUCACUGACAUCCAUUUUGAAGACGUCCCUAUUACCUCAAGGGUCUUCUUUGGAGAACCUGGACCCUGGUUCAAUGAUCUGGAUAUGGAUGGUGAUAAAACAUCAGUUUUUCAUGAUGUAGAUGGUUCUGUGUCAGAAUAUCCAGGCUCAUACCUGAUAAAAGAAGAUAACUGGUUAAUCAAGCACCCUGAUUGCAUUGAUGUCCCUGACUGGAGAGGCUCCAUCUGCAGUGGACACUUUGCACAGAUAUACAUCCAAGCCUACAAGCCAGCCAAUCUGAAAAUGAAAAUAAUAAAAAAUGACUACCACAAUCACCCACUCUACUUGGAAGGGGCUUUGAGCAAAAGCACUCAUUACCAGCAGUAUCAGCCAGUUAUAACUCUGAGGAAAGGCUACACCAUCCACUGGGACAAGACAGCCCCUGAAGAGCUGGCCAUAUGGCUCAUCAACUUCAAUAAGAACGACUGGAUCCAAGUAGGGUUUUGCUACCCUAAAGGGACGACAUUUUCCAUUCUCUCAGACAUCCACAAUCGUCUCUUGAAGAAAACGUACAAAACUGGAACCUUCUACAGAACCUCUCAAAUGGAGAAACUAGAGCACAGAUAUCCUAGCAAAGGAUACUACUACUGGGAUGAGGACACCGGGCUGCUGUUUCUGAAACUCAAAGCUCAAAAUGAGAAGGAUAAAUUUGCUUUCUGCUCUGUGAAGGGCUGUGAACGAAUAAGGAUCAAAGCCGUGAUCCCAAAGACGGCUGGCAUCAGCGACUGUGAAGCCAUGGCCUAUCCCAAGUACAUUGAGACACCGAUAGUAGAAGUGCCAAUGCCUAAGAAGCUCUCUAGUGCACAACUGAAGACUAAGGACCACCUACUAGAAGUGAAAAUAGAAACAUAUAAGAAACAGUACUUCCACCUAAGGGAUGACUUUGCAUACAUUGAGGUUGACGGUGUCAGGUUAUUCCUCACUGAUGAGGGUAUCCAGCUGGUUGUGAUUGAUGGACAUAAUGGAAAAAUUGUUGAUCGAGUAACAUUCAAAAACUCGAUUCUACAAGGAAUCCCAGCACAAAUAGAAAAUUAUGUCAACAACAUCAAAGAUCACUCCAUAGUGUUGGUGACAUCUAAAGGAAGAUUCAUUUCAAGAGGACCAUGGACUAAAGUACUGGAGAAACUUGGAGCAGAAGAGGGAUUUAGGUUAAAAGAAAAAAUGGCUUUUGUCGGCUUCAAAGGCAGCUUCCGCCCUGUCUGGGUGAAGCUGGUCACUAAUGAGGACUCAGCUAAAAUCUAUCAAGCACUGCCAAUUCCUGUGGUGAAGAAAAUGAAAUUAUGA
Messenger RNA from Leptosomus discolor (cuckoo roller), 4083 nucleotides. It is a transcript of the gene CEMIP, whose product is annotated as cell migration inducing hyaluronidase 1. The record is from RefSeq and is a predicted model, not a curated record. Lineage: Eukaryota; Metazoa; Chordata; Aves; Leptosomiformes; Leptosomidae.